CAGUGUGGGCCGGGCUGGAGGUGGCCGCGGCGGCUGGCGGAGGAGGAGGAGGAGGUGGAGCUAGGCACCUUUUUGAGGUGUUCUCAUGCGAUGGCUUCAAGCCACAGCUCUCAACCAGUGCCUCAUUCUGGCAGCAGUGAUGGAAUCUUCAAAAAAGAAAUGGACGCUUCCAAAAAACCCCUCAGAACUGUUAGAUCAUUACCAGAUGUUUGCCCCAAGGAACCAACAGGAGGUACUAGAGGUUUGCGUGGCCCAUCAGUGGUGGCAGAUCAGCACAAGUGGACGGUUUAUCAUUCCAAAGUGAACCUUCCUGCAGCACUAAAUGAUCCCAGACUUUCCAAAAGAGAAUCCGAUUUCUUCACUAAAACAUGGGGAUUGGAUUUUAUGGAGACCGAAGUUAUGCCUUCCUUCUACCUCCCGCAAAUCACCAAGGAGCACUUUGCACCCUACCUACAAGAAACUGCUUCUCGGCAAAGAAUUCAUGAAAAAUGCAAGGAAACAUGCCCAACUAAGGAUGGGCUUGACAGAUCGCUUUCAACCACUGUGCACAGCAACGACAAAUCGAGGACUGAUUUGGAACAAGUACCUAAGAUAUUUAUGAAACCAGACUUUGCUCUGGAGGAUUCUCUUACAUUUUCUUCUGUCUUGCCCUGGUCACAUUUCAGUUGUCACCAUGGAGCUGGUGUAAAAGGAGCCCGUGAUGGGGCUUCCUCUAGAUUACUACAAGAAAAGUUGAGCCAUUACUUGGAUGUUGUGGAGGUUAAUAUAGCGCACCAGAUUUCUCUCCGUUCUGAUGCCUUUUUCCAUGCUAUGACCUCUCAGCAUGAGCUGCAAGACUACCUCACAAAAACGUCACAAGCUGUAAAAAUACUCCGGGAUAAAAUUGCUCAGAUUGACAAAGUCACAUGUGAAGGAUCUCUGCAAAUAUUGAGGCUUGCUAUCACUAGAAAUAACUGUGUUAAAAUGUACAACAAGCUCAAAUUAAUGGCCACCGUUCACCAGACGCAGCCGACAGUGCAGCUGUUGCUCUCCACUUCAGAGUUUGUUGGGGCACUGGAUUUAAUUGCAACAACACAGGAGGUACUCCAACAGGAACUUCAAGGGAUUCAUAGCUUCAGGCACCUUGGUUCACAGCUCUGUGAGUUGGAGAGGCUAAUAGAUAAAAUGAUGAUAGCAGAUUUUUCUACCUAUGCCCGUAGUGAUUUAAACAGACCUUUGGAAGACAACCAAGUGUUAGAAGAGGAAAGGUUAAUAUCUCUAGUGUUUGGGCUGCUAAAACAAAAAAAGCUAGACUUUCUGGAGACCUACAGUGAAGAAAUGAUUGUUGCUGCAAAAAAUAUAAUUAAACAGAGUGUAAUUGAAACCAUUUCACAAAUGGAAGAAAUUGAUACUGAAGCUGUAGUGAAGCUUGCAGAUCAAAUGAGAAUGCUGAACUUCCCUCAGUGGUUGGAGCUUUUGAAAAACACAUUUUCAAAUUUUAUUAAGUUUCUCAAUAGAGUUAAGGCAACGAUAAACAUCAUUCGUAAUGUUGUCUUCCUGGUAUUGGACAAAAGUCGGGAAAGAAACAGGGAGCUGGAAACUGCAGCUUGUCAGAAGAAUCCCGUUUUGGGUCAUAGUUUGGAGACAGAAGUGGCAUAUUUGACUCAUGAAGGCAUGUUUAUUAGUGAUGCAUUUAAUGAGAGAGAACAACCUGCAGGAUUAGACACUGAGCCCCAAAGAAUAUCUUAUCAUAACAGUGAACCUUGUGGCAGCGAUUCUACGUCUGAAGUCGAGUGCACGACCGAUUCAUCCUCCAGUAAGGAGCAGACGUCAUCCUCAGCCACAGGGGGAGUGGAGAUAAUGGUCACUGAUGAUUUGAGACUGACUGAACUGGAACUUGGCAGAAUUGCUAACAACAUCCAGGAACUACUCUACAGUGCCUCUGAUAUCUGCCAUGACAGAUGUGUUAAGUUUCUUAUGGCUAGAGCUAAGGAUGGGUUCCUUGAGAAGCUGAAUUCUUCUGAGUUUGUGGCACUCUCACGCACAGUGGAAGCAUUUGUUCAGGAGACUGAAAAGAUAUGUGGCAGGCGAAGCAUGUCACUUCGUGGAGCUCUGCAAAGCCAGGCUAAUAAGUUUGUGAAUCGGUUCCAUGAAGAACGGAAAACCAAACUCAGUCUCCUGCUAGAUAAUGAGCGUUGGAAACAGGCCGAGGUUCCAGUUGAGUUUCAGGAUCUUGUCAAUUCCAUAGCUGAUGGCGUAAUUGCUUUACCUGAGAAGAAAACUGCAGCUCCGCAAGAAAGAAAACCUGCAGAUGUCUUGGCUGUAGAUGGGCAAAAGUAUGCUGUAGUUGGGACUGUUUUGCUGUUAAUAAGAAUUAUUUUUGAAUAUUGCCAGUGCGUAGAUGACAUCCCCUCUAUUACUACUGACAUGCUAACUCGUCUCUCUGACUUAUUAAAGCAUUUCAAUUCACGGAGCUGCCAGUUAGUACUUGGUGCAGGCGCAUUGCAGGUUGUGGGGCUGAAGACAAUAACUACCAAAAACCUAGCUCUUGCUUCUCGCUGUUUGCAGCUUAUUGUGCACUACAUUCCCAUAAUUAGGGUGCACUUCGAAGCUCGACUACAGCCUAAGCAGUACAAUAUGUUGAGGCAUUUUGAACACAUCACUAAGGAUUAUAAUGACCAUAUCGCUGAAAUCUUGGCAAAACUCGUUGCAAUAAUGGAUGGUCUCUGUGACAAAAUGCUGUCAAAGCAUGAAGUUAAAGCUCCCGUCCCCUCUGGCUGCUUCAGAAAUGUUUGCAAACAAAUGGCUAAAAUGCAUGAAGCGAUAUAUGAUCUUCUACCAGAGGAACAAACACAGUUGUUGUUUUUGAGAAUCAAUUCUAGCUUUAAAGUCCAUCUGAAGAGGCAGCUGACCCGUCUUAAUGUCGUCAACGAUGGAGGACCUUUACAUGGGCUUGUUGCAUCAGAUCUAGCUUUCUAUACUGGAAAUAUCCAAGCAUUAAAAGGACUUGAGAAUUUGGACCUUAACAUGGCAGAAAUCUGGGAACAGAAGAGGUGACCCUAGGACCCUCGAGAAGCUGCUUUUCCAGGGCGUUUUCAUGAUAAUCCUGGACCGUCACUGCCCUGAGAAUCAAAUAUCUUAAUGAGAGUCCACACUGAGCUUUUCUCUCGGAAUGAAGACUAAAUCAGGGAGUGAUUCACACGAGAUGUCCUUCAGUGAUCAACUGCUCAGCUGUUCGUUCAUGGUUUCUACAACCUUUGAAACCAGCUUCAGGUUUCUUUGGACCAAACCCAAUACUGGAAGUCUGUAUGUAGCACUAAAGGAUGCUUUGCAUCUGAUUAUUUGUAUAUUAAACCUCAUGUGCAAUCAUAACACUAUCUGUUAAAAAGUUCCUACAGUUGUAACUAAUGAUGGUACAGUUUGUAAAAUAUAUUUUAAAUAGGUGUAAAUUCUUGCAACAUUUUCAAUUUGUGAAAAUGGAUUGGUCAUUUCUUAUCCAUGGGGGAGGGGGAUGCUAAUAAUCUUGGAGCUUUAUUUUUUUACAAACCUUUCUAUGGAUUUUAAAAACCAAGUCUUUUUGAAUGGUGGUUGCAUAUAAGAUGAACAGUUUCUUAUAAACCACAGUUUAAAAUCUAAAAUGGAAGUGUUGCAGAAAAUGUUUUUAGGUGUCGCAUUCUUAUUAUCCUGUAGAUUAUAGUUGGGUGUUUAUAGUAAAGUUUGUUUGAGGGAUCAACUGUUCAAUUUUAUUUGCCAUUGCAAAUAUGGCAGAUUUCAGGUUUUUAUUCUGAAAUACCUGCUUAUUAAACAAAAUGUUUUUGUGCUCAAAAUGCUUCACUGGAAUUUUAUGGAACGCUUCAGGUUAAACUAUGGUUUUUAUUGAUUUACAAACAUUUCGAAGCAGAAUUUAUGGCAGUUCAAUCUCAAUUUCCAUCAUUUCUGUGGGAGUUUUGUAAUAACGUGCAAUCAGUAACCUGAGUUAAAGGAGAAUGUCUACCCUACAGUCAAGUGCCUAAUCUUACAGCACAGCAUUAGUUUGUGCUACUAAGAGUAAAGUCCUUAUCUUCUGAGUGCCUAACAAUACAUUAAUGGCGCUGAAGGCAGACUUAUCUCCCCUUCGACUGCUAUUAAAAUUAAUUUAAAGGUUGCUUGCUGGGGAGGUUCACGACUAACCAUAAUAUCUCUCCAAUUCUGAUGUUUUUAAAACUGAAAGUUCAAAAUAAAAAUUAAA
Molecule: messenger RNA, 4207 nt
Organism: Callorhinchus milii (elephant shark)
Lineage: Eukaryota; Metazoa; Chordata; Chondrichthyes; Chimaeriformes; Callorhinchidae
Gene: vps54
Product: VPS54 subunit of GARP complex
Biological process (GO): Golgi to vacuole transport; retrograde transport, endosome to Golgi
Cellular component (GO): GARP complex
Molecular function (GO): syntaxin binding
Source: RefSeq, a predicted model, not a curated record